This is a messenger RNA of Emiliania huxleyi CCMP1516, 2403 nucleotides long. RefSeq lists its product as hypothetical. The coding region runs from base 28 to 2403 and encodes 791 amino acids. The transcript has 10 exons. The record is from RefSeq and is a predicted model, not a curated record. Gene Ontology annotation, molecular function: sucrose:proton symporter activity. NCBI's taxonomy places the organism in Eukaryota, Haptophyta, Isochrysidales, Noelaerhabdaceae. Gene Ontology annotation, cellular component: membrane.
GCCCUUGUAUUACCACGUUGCUCCGGGAUGAGGCCGUCACGGUUGGCGCCCUGCACCGCUGCCGCAAUGGCAGCGCGGGCCGAGAACGAGCCGGCCGCCGGCUCACCACUGUCUCGCCGCAACGCCCAUUCGGAGCGCGUGAGGCAGCUGAGGUUUGCUCUGGAGGAGGAGGAGCGGGCAGUGGCCGCGUGCGACUUGGAGCUGCAGGCGAUGGAAUCCAGCCCCACCGACGCGCCGCCGGUGCCCCCGACGCGCUCCGUCCGCGCGCUGCUCGCGCUGACGUCGCCCAUGUACGGCAUCGGGAUCGCAUGGGGGGCGCAGUACGCCAAGGUGACUCCGAUCCUGCAGCAGCUCGGCCUCGCCCCGUGGUUGCUCUCGGUGGCGUGGCUCGCGGGGCCUGUCUCUGGCCUCGUCGUGCAGCCGCUCGUUGGGCAGGUCUCCGACCGCACCCACUCCGAGUCGCGCUUCUUCCCCGGCAAGCGGCGGCUCUGGAUGUGGUGCGGCAUGCUCGGCCUCUCCCUCUCCUCCAUCACGAUGGCCUUUAGCCCAAACAUCGGCCUACUCCUCGGCGACCCCGACGAUGCCGCCCUCCUCGCCGAGACGGCACUCCCCGAGACCGGCUCGGGCGCCGCCCACGCGCUCCCGCCCGCGGAGCUGGGGGAGCAGCUGAACGGUGAGCUCGAGGCGACCCUCUCGGAGGGUGGGGGCUACCACCCGGCGGCUCUGUGGGUCGCGAUCGCCUCCUUCUGGGCGGCCGACUUCUUCCUCAACGCGCUGCAGGGACCCGCGAGGACGCUCGUGGCGCUCGCCAACAGCAUGUUUUCGGUCUGGGACUCGCUCGGCAAGGUCUCGGGCUUCUUCUUCGGCUCGCUCGACUGGUCGUCCUUCUUUGCGCCCGGCGAAACCAACCUACUCGUCGAUGCGCACGUGCUUCCGGGCCGUCGCGCCCUCUUCGCCGACUGCCGCGCCAUCUUCGCCUUCUCAAUCGCUGCGAUGGCGGCGACGCAGCUCGCCAACCAGCUGAGCUUUGUCGAGCCGCCACCCCAUCCGCGCGCACUGGCGACGCCGCUGACGGCCAAUCCGCUACGGCCGCUGAUCGACUCGCUGCGGCGGAUCCCGUCGAUGCCGCGGAGCCGCUCCACUAGAUGCGGCUUGCAGACCCGUGAUUGCGUCGGCAGUCGAGAGGACACCUAUUCGGUUGAGUGGUCUCAGCUGCCUUCGGCGAUCAGCCAUGUUCGUAGCACCUGGCACGUGCGCGCCACCUUUGCCACACUCUUCUCCAUGUUCGUCGGCUGGUUCAUCACGUGGAUGUACCUUCCUGCCUUUAUGGGCGGGUCCGUCUACGGCAUGACUCUCGCCUCGCUCGUCACGCUGGUCUUCCUCUGCCUCGAGCUGAUGCACACGCUGCUGCUGAUCCUCCUCGGCACCAGCAUCGCCACCCCCGGCCCCGCGAUCGCCGCGAUCGCCGCCCUCGGACUGCCCUUUGCUGGCUUCCUCGUCAUCCCCUAUGCCAUCGUCGGCCGCGCCGCCGCUGAGUCCUCCGGCGCGGGGCAGUACAUGGCGACGAUGAACCUUUUCCUCUGCCUGCCCGAGCUGCUCGUCUCUCUCGUGAUCGGCCCCGCCGCGUCGGCUUCGGGAUCGAUGCGCCUACCCCUCCUCGUCGGCAGCGUCUGGUGCGCCGUGGCUGCAGCUGUGAUUCACACAUACCUCGUGCGCACCACGCCGCAGCAGCGGCGCGCCUCGUGCAAGCGCUAUGUCAAGAACAAGGCGGCGGCGGCCAAGAAGCGCGCCGCGGGCGAGGGGGACGGGGCGGAGCUGCUUGCCCAAAAGGCGGCGGCCGACGCGGGCGCGUGGACGGUCGCCCGCGGGGAAGGCGAGUCGCCCAAGGCGGAAGACCACCCCCCCGCGUGGGCCCCGCCAGCUGCGCAAGCGCCCAUCGUCGUCGUCGUUGACGAAGUUCAGAUCACCAGUGAUGCAGCGCUCGUUCUCGUUCCAGGGGCUCAGCACGUAAAGGACCACACGCCUUGUCUGAGUUGGACCACGGUGUACGACAAUGCAGGAGCAGUGACCAACUACACCCUGGGGCAGAGCGACGCCAAGGGCGCCUUCCUGCCGCGGUGCCGGUUCAGCGUGGACCAGCAGACAGGCACCCUCCUCGAUGGGAACCACGUUCUCAAUGUGCUUUUCAAUGGGGCAUUCUGGUCGCGGCUUCUGACCGCUCUGGACGCGGCGAACCUCUUUGCCACUCCCAUGGAGAAGAUCGGCGUGUUACACCAGCGGCUCGCCGGUCUGGCAAUGGCCAACCCAGGGGUCUGGGUGAUCUCGCACUCGGAUAUCUUUCUCAGGCGCGCGGGGGGCCUCGCGGGCCAUUCAAAACUACCCUGCUCUUCUAAAAUCGCGUGA